AAGUGGGAAAGCAAAAAGAAAAUAUCUGUCAUCUCUAUUUGUUUAGUGCUUCGUACACGUUCGUCUGUUUCAUUUUAACCGUUCUUCCUUGCGGAAUGCGAAUUCCGUACGGAUUGGUGUUCGGCGAAGGCAAGGUUUACUUAUUGGUGACCGUUUGGCAGAUCGCUUGUGCAGCCCCGGGUGCUAUGCCCUUUUUCUUCGUUUGGUUCUUGUAGAGCAACUCUCGGAUGGACGAAACGAGUUUAUCUUGUUAUAUUAAUUAUAGGGCGCGAAAUGAAAUGGGGCCACAAAGUAUGUAAAAAAAGAAAGUUGUGAAAAAUCGUGAGAAAGGAAAAGACUGCAAAUUGGCUAACAGGUGAAUAUAAUGGAGCCUGAACCUAAAUUACCUCCGAGGGAGGGUCUCCCGAAAAUUGGGAAGGUUCACGAAAUGAGAAGGGAAUGGUUGGUUCGUGAAGAUGGGGCCCUUGCUUAUCAACUUCAGUCUCAAGAAUUUAAUCAACAUUUACAACAUAAUAAACACAAAAAUGCUCAGGUACGUGAAGAUUUUCCGUGUGCAUUAGAUGAACAAUUACGUGAGCAAAGAUUAGCAGAGCAGGCUGCCGCUGUUUAUCACAAAAUGCUUCAAGAGCAAGAAGAAGUUGAUAAUCAAAUAGCGCGAGAUUUGGCAGAAAAGUUAGAAAAAGAAGAACGCAUGAAACGGAGACAAUUAGAAAAAAAAGACGAAAACGUAGCGAAGCUGUUAUCGAAAGAUUCUCCAAAGCGACACCCACCUCCACCAAAGUUGCCUGAAAAAUCACCUCAUCGUCCUGAUAAAACUAACUAUUUUGCAAAUUUACCAUCAAACAUUCCUCGAAAAGCCCUUCAAAUGCCAUUACCGAACGAAAUGCGACUACAAAUAAGAGAGGAAUACAUGACACCCGAAGAUUGUAUAGAAUUAUACACCGAACCAUACGAUAACCAUAAUAAAAAUACAAUUCCAAAUCAGCAAGCGAUUAUAUCGAACCACUUCGAACGUUUAGAUUUACAAGAAAUUGGUGUCCCAAUUGAUGAAAUAACCGAAAGAAAAAUUCAAGAGGAACGGGACGCCGAAUUGGCUCGACAACUUCAAGAACAAGAAGGUGCGGCCGAAGAAAUUUUAUUAAAUCGUGACAGAAUGUUAGCGAUUGAAGCGAGAGACAAAGAAUUAGCAAAGAUGUUACAAGAACGUGAACGAGCCAAAGUGAAACGAGCUAGAGAGCGGGCCAAACAGAAGGCUCACGCGAAGAAACAGAUGGAAGAACAUCAACAAAAACUCGACACCAAUCAGUUAUUGCCGGACGAUUCAUAUGCGUUUCCGGCGGAUUUAAUUCCUCAUCGUGGGCAACCGCCCGUUUUUAUGCCACAAAAAAGUGUUCUGGAGGAGGAUAGUUAUAGCAAUCCACUAGAUGUACUUCAUCAAGAGGUGAGGUAUUCGCCACAGAAGAGUUUUGAUGGCAGAAUUCAGAACGGCGUUAAGAAUUUGAAGUAUAACGAUAAAGUGCUGGGUGAUGAGGUGCCUCCUCCUUAUAGACCUACUCAAUUAGAUUUAAGAUCACCAUUAAACCGAAUAAGUAAACCUCGAAUGCCCGAUCCGGAACCUUGCUCAGAUAAUACAUCAGCUCAAACAAUUCCGUCCCAACAACUUGUUAAUAUAGCGAUGGCGAUUGAUCCAACGUAUCCAAGAAAUAAAGGGUAUCAAUCAUCGCCAAGUUACGACACUACCUCAAGUACAAUUACAACGACGAGUAGUAGUACCACAUCCAGUAGUAGUCCUGGAGUAGCGUUGCCACCGCCGGAUAUUUCAGAAUUAGUGGAGGGCAAUUCGAGUCCAGUUCCUCCAUACAUGCCCAUACAAGGUCAACGCAGAACAUCUUCACUCGAAAAGAAGCAAAAGAAGAAAAAUAAAGAUGGUUGUAGACAACAAUAAAAAUAAAUUUGUAUACAGAUAAUUUUUUUUAAGGUACG
Messenger RNA from Onthophagus taurus, 1983 nucleotides. RefSeq names its product involucrin. The record is from RefSeq and is a predicted model, not a curated record. Lineage: Eukaryota; Metazoa; Arthropoda; Insecta; Coleoptera; Scarabaeidae.